Molecule: messenger RNA, 3810 nt
Organism: Ramularia collo-cygni
Lineage: Eukaryota; Fungi; Ascomycota; Dothideomycetes; Mycosphaerellales; Mycosphaerellaceae
Exons: 5
Coding region: 1-3810 (1269 amino acids)
Molecular function (GO): lipid binding
Source: RefSeq, a predicted model, not a curated record
AUGAGCGGGUUCGAAGAUGCCGAGAGCUCUCGGCGCAAUUACCAGGCGCCUUAUGGUCGACGCAAUCCAAUCCCCACCAUUGAGAAGUACCAAAAGGAAAAGGCGAAUCGUAGGGCGAAUGCGAUUGAUGCGGACCCCGACCCACAGAGCGCCGACCUGAGCCCUUCGCGGACUGAAAAGGCCAAGGAGGGUUGGCGGAAGUACUGGGAUGGAGAAGGAACGGAUGAUCAGGAAGGUGAGAAUGGCGAGGGAGGCGAGGACGUCAAGACUGGCGAGGACGUCACGGCUGGCGAGGACGUCACGGCUGGCGAGGACGUAAAGAACAGAGACGGCGGCAGGGAUGGCGGUUUUGGGGAUCGAUCCACGGCAGAUGCACAACAAGAUGAUGAGGAUGCGGCAGCGUGUGUCAAUGACACUUCGGAAGCUACCGCAGGAGCGGGCGAUCCGAAGGCGCAGAGAAAGCGUCAGAAGAAAUCAAAGGAUGAGCGAGCUGAGAGGGAGGUGACUGACCCAAUCACCCAUCUACCGGUGAAGAUAUAUGACUUUACAACGCAGUCAUUGGAAGAGAUUGACGAGAACCCAACCCCAUAUGGGAGGACUUCGCGGACUGCCACCGGCCUGCAAAACAAGGGCAAGUCUGACAAAGAGCUAGGGGAUGAGCAGUCGGAGCUCCAGCGAGGUCACGAAUCUAUGAAUGCAUUGUUUCCACCUCCAAGCUUUGAAGAGCUGCGAACAGAGCUCAUCAGCACGAACAAGCUGGCUGUUACUGUUGGGCUGUGUGGCACAGCUGCCAUACUUAUGUUCGCUUUUGGUGCUGAACGCCUCUUGAGAACGAAGCGAUUCGCUCAUAUGGUAGGUGUUGAGGAUCCACACGGUGCGCUGUUUGGUGUUGGCGUCUGGUUGCUUGUCGGCCUUCUUAGCGUUGGUGCAAUCUGGGAGCUCAUAGGGGGCGUUCGGACGUGGACUGCCAAUAGGAUUGACGACAUUUGGCAAGAGCAAGCGUGGGAGACAAAUUUUGAAGCGCGGGAAAGGGAAGCAAAAGCACACGAGACUGAAUCUGUCUCGUGGUUGAAUUCAUUGAUUGGAUCGGUCUGGCCGUUGAUCAACCCGGAUCUUUUCACAUCACUGGCAGACACACUAGAGGACGUGAUGCAAGCCUCUCUGCCGAGUCUUGUCCAGAUGGUGAGCGUCGAAGAUCUGGGCCAAGGCAGCGAAGCUCUGCGUAUACUCGGAAUUCGAUGGCUUCCCACUGGUGCAGCUGGGCGCGCUGUAGGCGUAAAUGGCGAGCUUCAAGCAGAAGAGCAGGGCAGUAGAGAAAAGAAGGAGGCAGUGGAUGACGACGCUGGAGCUGAAGAUAGCAAGAACGACCAGGGUGGUAAACGCUCAAAAGAUGGCCGGUCUCAGGACGAGUCGCCUGAUUCUGGAGUCAAGGACGGAUUUGAAGCCGAAGAGGGAGACUUUAUCAACCUGGAGGUCGCCUUCGCAUACCGAGCCCGCCCGUCCAAGUCCAUGGCCGAGAGGACGAAAGAUAUGCAUCUGUACUUGGCCUUUUAUCUUCCCGGCAACAUCAAGAUACCCGUCUAUGUCGAUAUGAGAGGUCUAGUGGGAAUCUGUAGACUCCGAUUGCAGCAGACACCAGAUCCUCCGUUCUUCGCGCUGUGCACCAUCACCUUUCUCGGACAGCCGAAAGUUGACAUCUCGUGCAUUCCGCUGGUUAAGCGAGGGCUGAAUUUGAUGGACUUGCCUCUGAUUUCAAACUUUGUCCAGAGCUCUGUCGACGCAGCUAUUGCAGAGUACGUUGCACCGCGAUCGUUGACCCUAGAUCUGAAAGAUAUGCUGGUUGGGGAUGACUUCAAAAAGGAUACCGCAGCAAAAGGCGUGAUCGUGAUUGACAUCAUCCACGGCUUCGACUUCAGGACUGGAGAUGCUGCUAUCCCCCUCAUACGCAACGAAGCAAGUUCAGAUCCGUACAUCYCAGUUGCUUGGGCGAAAUUCGGCAAGCCAAUGUUCAGCACGAGAGUUCUUGUCAAGGAAAUGGAACCAUAUUGGCGCGAGCGAUGCUACAUGUUGGUUACGCCGCAGGAAAUCGAUGUCGGAGAGAGGAUCCGUUUGCAGCUGUGGGACUCUGACCGUUUCACUGCCGACGACGAUCUUGGUCGUGUGGAGGUUGAUCUCAAGAACAUCAUGACGGGGGACGAGACCAAUGGUAAAAUGCACAACCGUGUCGACGGUUUCAAAGCAUUGAAAGCCGGUGAGGAUAUGCCUGGAAAGCUAGAAUGGAGCAUUGGCUAUUUCUCAAAGACCCGCCUGCAGGAAUGCCAGUUUCAGGCGCAGACGUACGACACCGAUGUACGCUCGAUGAAGCAGUUGAAGGACAAGGCAGAUGCCUCGUGUCAUAGAAAGCUUCGUGAAGCUCAGAGUAAAAAGGGCAGGCAUUCCCGCGAUGCAGAAGAGCUCGAGCAACAAAAGAAGCAAGAGAUCAAACAGAUGGAAGACGCCAUGAUCGCUAGUGCACCUCCACCCGACGACUACCCUUCCGGCAUCUUCAGCAUCCAAAUCCACAACAUCACGGGCCUGAGCUUGGAGAAGCUUAGCAAGAGCGAUGUUGAGAAGGAUAUCCACCAUGAGGAUGAAGAGGAAGAUGGCCAAGGACUACCUUCAGCUUACUGUACCGUGAUCAUCAACCAUAAGAAAAUUUUCAAGACACGAACCAAACCCAGGAAUGGAAAGCCAUUCUACAACGCUGGAACAGAGCGCUUCAUCUCAGACUGGCGCAACGCGGAAGUCCACGUCAGCAUCCGAGAUGCACGGAUUGACGAGAAUGACGCUCUGAUCGGCAUCGUUCAUUUGCCAUUGGGAGAAGUAUUGAAGGACCGCGCCCAGAUCAAUGCUACAUAUCCGUUGACCGGUGGGAUCGGAUAUGGCAGGGUUCGCAUCUCGAUGAUGUGGCGUUCCGUACAGCUGACUGCAUCUCCUGAGAGCCUCGGUUGGGAGUAUGGCACGCUCGAGGUGAAGUCAGGCAUCUCCAGCGCGAGCAUUCCUUCAGACUUGAGUGAUCUCAAAUUAAAGCUGCACAGUAACAUCAGCAGCGCCAAGUUGUAUGCAGAAAAGGAGGGUCAGGUGUGGAAGUCUCGAAAGAGAAACCGCAGCUUGUUCUUGCCUUAUCACAAACGGUACUCCUCGUGUCUCGGAGUGCGGUUCAAGCACAAUGGCGUGUUCAAAGAUCAUACUGCAGCGUUUGCCGUCCUUUGGCUGAGGGACAUUCCAGACGAUGUGGAGCAAGAUCUCACACUUCCGGUGUGGAAGGGAGACUACGAGCGUGCAACCGCCUCAUCCUUAGAUGAGCCCGGAGAGAGGAUUGGCGAGAUCAAGCUCAAGGUGACGUUUUGGGCUGGUCUUGGUGCAGCGCAUCGCAAAUGGGCAUCCAAGGAUCCUGAUCUGGCGAACGUGGUAGAAGUUCUAGACUGCGCUCGCGACAGCCUUGAGAGUCACGAGGCAGAGGAGAAGCAAGGCAUCGUGGAAGGCGAUGGCAAUGCUACAAGCGAUUCCUCUUCGGAUGAAGAUGAAGACCAAGACGACGACAGCUCGGAUGAUGGUAAUGAAAAAGAGAAACCCACGAACAUGAUUGACGAUAUCAAGACUUCUCAGCACGAGAAGAAUCAGAAGCAUCGCACACAUCGCGGCGUGAUGCAAUACAAGAUGCCUCGGACUGCCAAGUGGGCUUCUGAUAAGGCACAGCGUGUAGAGUCGAAGAUUUCUGGAAUGUUCCAGAGGCAUACGCGGGAGCCAGGUAUCGAGACGGAGGUGUAG